Diatraea saccharalis (sugarcane borer) is the source of this 2169-nucleotide messenger RNA. NCBI's taxonomy places the organism in Eukaryota, Metazoa, Arthropoda, Insecta, Lepidoptera, Crambidae. The record is from the annotation of a GenBank genome assembly.
AGUUCAAAUCUGGCUGCGGUGGCCGUCGGCCGAGUUUCGUCGCGUCUACGUUCCAAACAUAAAGUUCGAGCGCGUACGAAGUGAAGCAUUUCACUAUUAGAACUUUCCUAUUCCAAUUUUAAACUAAAAUUUUAUUAUUUUUGACAUAAUUGAUUUUCUUUAUUUUUUUCUGAUCUAUGUCGUGAUUUCCAAACUUUUUAAUUAGAAAAACUGUAUUGUAAAAUGAAAAACUUUUUCGCGUGAUGUAUUUGAUUACAGUUAAUGAGUGAUGAUUGUGCUAGCAGUGUAAUUAAAGAGGGAAAAAACUUUCUAAUUUUCAUUUUUUAUUUGAGAUUUAAACACGAUCGCAGACAAUUAUUGUUUAAGAUACCAAGAUAUGCACAAUGGAAGAUUACAAUUUCACAUUGGACACGGAAAACAGAUCGGAGCCCUAUCAACCGUAUUACGAGAGACCCGAGACGUACAUAGUACCAUUGAUCUUCGCACUAAUAUUCAUUAUUGGCGUCGUUGGCAAUGGCACACUGGUGGCUGUUUUCGUGAGGCAUAAGGCCAUGAGAAAUGUUCCUAAUACUUAUAUAUUGUCACUGGCACUCGCUGAUCUUCUCGUCAUCAUCACAUGCGUACCGUUCACAUCCAUUGUGUACACUGUCGAAUCUUGGCCAUGGGGCGACACCGUGUGCAGAGUGUCCGAAGCAGCGAAAGAUGUCAGCAUAGGCGUGUCAGUAUUCACAUUGACGGCUCUGUCAGCAGACAGAUACUUUGCCAUUGUGGACCCACUGAGGAAGCUACACGCUACUGGUGGCAGCAAACGCGCUACUAGAUUGACAGUUGCAACUGCAAUAGGUAUCUGGAUACUGGCAGCAUUAUUGGCCACACCAGCGUACGUUGGCUCGUACUUGAGAGCUUUCGUGGUCAAUCCAACUACACAGUUCUUGGUCUGCUACCCUUAUCCGCCAGGAUGGGGCGAGGGCUAUCCACGCCUGAUGGUGCUGAUGCGAUUCUUAAUAUACUACUCACUACCUUUGGCUGUCAUCGCUCUUUUCUACGUGCUGAUGGCCAGGCACCUCGUACUUAGCACGCAAAACGUACCGGGAGAAAUGCAAGGCACUCAAAGACAGAUGCGAGCUCGUAGGAAGGUGGCUGUCACAGUACUGGCAUUUGUACUAGUAUUCGCGGCAUGCUUUCUACCCUCCCAUGUUUUUAUGAUGUGGUUCUAUUAUUGCCCAACAGCAGAGGAAGAUUACAAUGGAUGGUGGCACUCCCUAAGGAUCGUGGGAUUCUGCCUCUCUUUCCUCAACAGCUGCGUCAACCCUAUAGCUCUCUAUUGCACCAGCGGCAUCUUCAGGAAGCAUUUCAAUAGGUAUCUUCUCUGCCGCGGAGGGUCAUCACACGGGACUCGUGGAUCUUUGUCACUCUCAACCUCUAGGAGGAUUACGUCUAGCAGGAAAACUAACAUUAGCAUGAUUCCUAGAACGACAAGUGUGGGCAGAGAUAGCAGCAUUCGGCUAUUAAACAACGGCACCUCAAAACUCUGAGGGAGGUCUCUGGGCCGCUGUCCCGCCAACAAUAAUCGGGAACGGUCCCAAGAAAACUAUAGCAAGUGUAUAAUAUUCAAAACGGACAAUAUGGCACCGUUUCCGAAAUGUUGCGAGAACGAAAGUGGUGUGAAACACCUAGAAUCUAAUGUAGACGCAAAAGAGAGCAGCACUGAAAGUUUUUUCUUGCAGCUCGAUGGAUAAUUUCGGUCGAAGUAAGAUAUUUUUUUAAUUAUUGUUAAAGUAAAUGUUAAUCGGUAAACGUUAAUACAUAGUACAAUCAUACCAAAGGGUCUCUAAUUGUUUUAUAAACCUUUUUGUCAAUUAGCAUGUGUUUCUUACUCGUAUUUCUUAUACGAUAAAUCCAAAACAUCAUUAUUAAGUUACGUCAUUUCUAAAUUUCGAAUUUUCAAAAACUUUUUAAAAUAAAUAUAUAUCCAAUUAUUUUUACUUUAACACGGCUUUACAGCUAUUUUUUAUUGUUUUCAAUUACAACAUUAACAGUGUUGUUACAUAAUUUUAAAUAAACAAAUGUAGAUUUUCACAACGCAUUUUAGAUAGGUGAUAAUAAAAAAGCUGGUUUGUUAAAAAUGUACUCUAUUAAACAAUAAUUUAAGAAAAAAGAUGACAUUAG